Brugia malayi is the source of this 1743-nucleotide messenger RNA. RefSeq lists its product as uncharacterized. The coding region runs from base 1 to 1743 and encodes 580 amino acids. Lineage: Eukaryota; Metazoa; Nematoda; Chromadorea; Rhabditida; Onchocercidae. Gene Ontology annotation, cellular component: BBSome; centrosome; axoneme. Gene Ontology annotation, molecular function: patched binding; smoothened binding. The transcript has 9 exons. The record is from RefSeq and is a predicted model, not a curated record. Gene Ontology annotation, biological process: protein localization to cilium; non-motile cilium assembly.
AUGAAAAAAAGUGAAAAUAGUAGCAGCAAAUGGGUAUCAGCUCUACAAGCCACAUCUCUUGGCCUUAAUACCCUUCCAAGUUGUGUUUGUUUGGCUGAUCUUUAUGGUGAUGGUGAUUAUAAAUUAGUAAUUGGUGAUUUUGGCACCGAGAAAUAUGAUAUCCAAUUGAAAGUGUUUCGAGGUUUACAAAUUAUUGGCGCAAAUGUCCUCAGCGAUUUACCAGCUGCCUUAGUGUCAUUCAAUAAUGAAAAUAUACAACCUAGCUUAGCAUCACUCGCGGUAGCUUGUGGUUCAUCAAUUUUAAUUUACAAAAAUUUAAAACCAUUUUACAAGUUUACACCACCAUCAUUGGAAAUAAACGCAGAUGAAGCAGAAGCUUGGCGACAUGUUAAAGCUGGUCACAUUAAUACCUCACAACUUCAUGCUGUACUCAUCAAAUUACUUCAUCAGCUUGGUGGCAUGGAAUUGACAACUCGUUCGCAAGCAUUUUUAUGUAGUAAAGAAAGCGAUCGAGAAAGUAUACUUCAACAAUGUCUAAAUAGUAAACUAGUCCAUCAAAGUACCAUAACUUGUAUGACAACAAUGAAACGAUCGAGCGCAGAGCUUAGCGCCAUCGAUUGUAUCAUUUGCGCCACUGAAUAUGGAUAUGUUUAUUGUAUCGAUACACAAGCAUUUACCAUUUUAACUCAAUGUAAAAUACCAGGAGUUCCUGUAUUUCUUUAUGCUGCAGGUUUAUAUGAAGUUGAUUAUCGAAUAUUUGUAAGUACAAGAGAUUCAGAAAUUUUUUGUAUCAAACGAGAUAUGAAAUCAGUAUUGAAUCCAAUUAUCACUAUGACAGCUGAUAUUAUUGAUAUGAUUCGUGUUGGAAAACAGCUAGUGGUAGCAUGUACCGAUCAGACAAUAUCGUUUUUUUCUGCCAAUGGAAAAUGUCAAAAUAAAAUAAAAUUGGAUGAAACGAUAUGUGGUAUCGAUACUUUUACUUAUGAACCUAAACAAUAUGUUUCUCUCUUAGUUGCACUCAAUAAAGAGGUGAGAAUUUACAAUGAAACAUCAUUAGUGGAUCAACAGGUAAUUAAUGAACCUAUAAAUUGGAUUAAAUAUGGACAGUUGGGGCGUGAACAAGGUGCACUAAUUAUUGGCACAAUAUCUGGUGGCUUAAUUGUCAAACUUUUCCGUCGAACAGCAACACUGGAAGAGAAAAUUGGAGAAAUUGGCCCUGUACAAGCACAAUUUCGUAAAUUAAACAUACCACGUAGGACGCAAAUUUACGUCGAUCAAACAACACGUGAACGUAAACAUGCGCAACUUAUGCAUCAGGUCUUUCAAAGGGAUCUAUUUAUGUUACGAUUAUCAGUUACUAAAGCUUUUGCAAAUUUAACACAAAAUUCAUUAAAUUCAAUAUCGACUAAAAAAAAUGAAGCAGUAGAAAUAUCCGUUGAAAUUAAUGGUUUUGGACCAAUUUUCCGGAUGAUUGUUAAACUUCAAGCUACUUCCCAAACACCUCUUCAGCAUCUUUAUUUGAUGUUUCACUACAAUCCGGAUUUAUAUGAAUUUGAAGAUUCAUCAAUUCCGGUUCCAGCAUUAGUAUCUGGAAUGACAUAUGUAUUUCAUAUUGUUGUGCGUUGCCUGAAUCCGGAAAAGGGUAUUUCGGAUGAUGUCCGGAUAAUUUUAGCUGAUAACUGUAAGAUAAUCGUUGCUGCAUUGGUUACUAUGCCUAUUAGUGAAAUGAGCCUAUUAGAUUGA